ACUAAUGUGUUAAGAAAUUUUUGCCUUAUUGAAAAGGCUUGCGAACUUGUUUCUAGAUGGCACUACCUUCUAAACGUGCUUCAUCAAAUAGACGUCAUGUUUUGAACGUCAGUUUAUUUUCUAAUGUUGUGUAACGCGUUGUUGUCGGCGGAAGUGGUCAUUUGAAGAACUUCGUUGUGCUGUGCCAUCAUGUAUAAGGAGUGCGGACGGAUUUACGGCUGCGUCCUUUUCUUCCUGCUUUAUGGAAGCUGCAGUGCACAAAUCGGAAGCAAAUGCGUGUUCCUUAGCUGCCGCUUCGCCAGGCACGCAGCUUGCGAUGCCAACAAUAUCUGCAGGUGCAAGCCAGACUAUCCUGUACAGGUUUCGCCGCUCAGGUGUGCCAAAGGUCGACGUCAUCUGGAAGUGUGCACAGACAACAAGGAAUGCACAGAGACGGACAAAAAUACGUACUGCUCUCGAACGUCGUCCCAGAGUCGUUGUGAGUGCCAUGACGAUUUCGUCUAUAAUGAAGAGACAAGAUCCUGCGAACUUAUGAAGCUGGCUCCUGUGUCUCCAGACAUACUUUUGCCCAUGGCUGUUGGCGUUUCAGUAGCACUAUCCAGCAUGCUCUGCUGCUUCCUCGCCCUGUGGCGACUUUGUAAACGAGCCAACAGCAGUGGCUUCUUGAGCAGUUUACAAAGCAGUGGCAGCACUAAUUCAAGAGUGACACGAGAGCACGCACCUGUCCGGACUCAGGACUCCUGGAGUUCCGACACAUUGCCUUCGUAUGAAGCGGCAGUAUCACUAAAGAGGCCAUCAUCAUCUCAAGAAGACCCUCCGCCACCAUACUGCGAAGCUGUCACAUUGCAGUUACCCCUGUCUGAAACAAAAGUGUGACUGCGGUGCUCCUACUGGCAAGUCUGGAUCCUGCGUAUUGCCGUGUUGCGCAUAACCCUGGCCACAGUAGCCAAAAGGAACUGCUCGGGCAGUUAUAGAAUACCGAGACAACACAGAAUGCUCAUCGCUGGUUUGAGAGAGAGUUCCAGCGCACCUGACAGCUGCCAUGGGCGCCUCUGUAUCACGUCGACAGCUCAUGGAUACCUACGGCCAAUCAUUCCACUAUGGCGUGCAGCAUGGAACUUCCCACGAUGUCAUCCGCAAAUGGGGAGGAAACCUUACGACCCGAGUGAAUCUUGAGCUUUGCUCUUGUUUUAUAAAUGUGGCAGGUAGUCCUGUAUUAAAGUUGGCAACGAGCCAACGUUAUGCACUGGCAGGGAGGGCCGAGUCACGGUAUAGUCUGACUUAGUGUAGUGGUAUUAGUAAGUUGUUUUUUGUAGUGUACCGUUGGCUAUUCGUAGCAUGCACUUUCUGUUCUAAUUAGCCCAGUUUUUCUCUCUUCGAAGCAGCAAAUAUGGUCCAGUAGAGCUUCAUUGGUGUGUUUCACACAGGCACGUUAAACUGAUGCUAACCAAGAUACUGUGUGACUUUUGUAUAGUAGCUGCCCAAGUUUUGUUUUUGUGCCAGUCCCUACCUAUAUGCAUGAAAGAUGCGAUUCAUUUGAACUUACACGUAACGAGUGUGAUCAUCACACCAAAAUGGCCUAUGUGGGCCUUAUUUUGAUUUUACCUGGCUUCAGGAGGUGGAUUUGACAGCCAGGCCAAAACUGACAAAAUUUCAUUUUGAAAUAGCAAAUCGGUAAUGCAGAAGCACACACAAAUUUGUGUGCGUGUGUGUGUGUGUGUGUGUGUGUGUGUGUGUGUGUGUGUGUGUGUGUGUGUGUGUGUGUGCGCGUGUGUGUGUGUCAAGCAAAAAGGCAUAUAGCGGUGGUGCUCUCAUUCACCAACACCUCCAGUUCUUUUUGCAGUUUACUGUGCAAGUCACAGACGAAACACAUCUUCGCUGAUGUCAUGCAUGUGAUAAGCAGACUGAAGAUAAUAGACAACCAAACACUUUAACACAAACAUCAACAAUAAGUUUGAAAAGGAUGGAAUUGAGCCGUUGGUGAAACGAUCAAGGAAGCUGGAAACUAGGCAAAACCUAAGUGUCUGUCCCAUUCUGCUUCUUAUCACUUUGAUAGCGAACCUCUGUAAAGAAAGUGUACCUUCACUUGCCAUGUGUAGCCUGUUCAUUGAUGUCAGAAUGAAAUCCAAGAGUAAUGAAGAGUGAAAUUGGGCGUGUAGUGUCCAGAGUGACUGUGACGCAUAAGUAGAAGGGGCUGGUGCAGUCAUUCUAAUCAAGUCAAUUUGCACAUGUUCAGUACAUCUGAGACACAAAGGUGCUUCCAGCAUGCAAAUUCUGACUGUCAGGCUGUCUUUAAUGCCAUAGCUUAGCAUCAAACAAGUGUUGCUGGGCUGUCUUUGUAAUAACCGAGCAUACACUAUAAGCCAAAUGGUUACGAAUGGAUUUGGCUGCAUUAGUAGGCUUAAAAGCAGAGUAUUAUAGCAAUAUGCCACAAAGUAUAGUACUUUAGUGUAUUGCUAGGCAGUGGCGUAGCUAGGUCGUCUGGCACCCGGGGCCCAUAGGUCUUCUGUCACACCCCCCCUCCGGGUGUAGCCCCCCCCCCCCCCCUUCUGGCCCCUUGCACCUGGGGCCCACGGCCCCACGGCCCCCCUCGUCGCUACGCCACUGGUGCUAGGUGCUAGUUUGAUAUGAGGCAUGUUACUGCAAUACUAUCCCAGCAAGGUAGGCCAUAUGUUUGGUUGUUAUUUUAAAGAUAGUGAAGUAUCUGAAAAUGUUACUUUGCUGGGAGGGACUCUACCGUGGCAUACCAUGGUUGACAUUUGACGAAUAAGAACAGAGGUUUCUUCUUUGUUCUUGCAUAUUAUGAGGUCGCGGCACGGCAUAUUGGUAGCAGUGAUGUUGAAGUGCUGCUGCUUCAGUGACCAUGGUCCAAUUUACAUUCCUACUUUCUAUUGCUGAACAAAAUCCUUUUACCUUUAUAUUAUGCCUGAUCAGAACAGAGCUCUGAAAUGACCUUAAUAGUGAUCAUACCUUUCUUCUAAACAUUAACUUUGAUGUAGGGGCCAUUGAUUUUUUAUGCUUGCAGACCGGUCUGCAGUUCUCUUGAAGGAGGUUGUUAUAUUGGCGAAACUGACUGAAACAUGGCAGAUUUUGUUUCCUAUGUAGACGUGCCACAACAGCAGGUUCAAAAGGGUGACCAUGUUCCUCUGUGUUUGCUUGUUAAGUAAACUCGCCACCACAGACUCAUCAUAGGGGAAAAUGUAUUUAUUGCCUUUUUUUUUCUGUAGUAGUAGUAGUAUCAAGCGUGUGAAUUUUCCAUAAAAAUAUAUAUGUGUGCGUGUGUAUGUGUAUAUACUUUUGGCAAACGUUAUUGUGUUAGCGAUCAACAUCACAUAAACAAUAAUGUGAAGAGUUAUUCCUAAGACAUUCCACUUUGCUGUCAGGUAGAUCUGCAAGCCCCCAUUUUGCCAGUGCAGUUGUCGGCGGCAACCAGUCCAGCGCGGUUGAAAUUGCAGCUGUUUUGCCAUAAUGUUCAGAAAGAGGAUCCUGUUUGGCAGACUUGAUGCAAGACCACAAUAUAAGGUUCUACAAACAUGUUCACUGAAAACUGCAUUUGAGAAAGUCUUAAAGCAAUAUUGGUGAUCAGUUGCUAUGCCUGCCAUUUAUUAAGCAUGCAAGGAAGUACACAUACGCCUAUCCACUGUGGGCAAGACACAAGGAAGCGGUCAGCGCAUCGGGCACUGUGGUCACUUUGCAGGCUGUGCACUCCAGGCCUGCUUGUGUACAGUUGACAUCAAAAGUUUACGAGGCACAGGAUCUCUUAAAAAUAUAUAUAUAUUUCCCGAGCUCAGCUAUGCAGUGUUUAUUUCAGAUCCGCUACCUGUUCUGGCAUACACGAAAAGCAGCGUUGUGCUGUUCUACAGGCUGUAAGCUAAAACUGGACUCGAAUUUGACUUUUUUGUGCAACUACGUUCAUUGUGUAAUCUUUCGACACCGACUGUGCCAUACAAUUCGCUUUAAGCAGCGCUUCAUUGUGGUAUACCAUAUACAGGUGUGUUUCUUGCGAUUGACAAGUUACUGGGCAGCCUGAGACAGCAAGGGAUCUAAAUUGGGCAGAUCAUCUUCAGCAGAUUCACUUGUCUAGAGGCUCUUGACAGUUUUGUAUUUUCUCUUUGUAACUAAACUUUGCGAGUACUAUGAAUUCACUAUUUGAUUGUGGGGAAACAAGAGCAAAGUUUCAGUAGCCCUCUCCCCCUCCCUUUUUUUUCUUUCUAUGGGAUGUGCCGCAAAGUAGGCAUGGGCAAGGUAUUUUAACAUGUUACCACUGUUUCACAUGCUCGCAGCUCCAGCAUGGGAGGAAUUAAAAUUCAGUCUCAUUCAGUGCCCAACAUCAUUGGAGCAAUGUUGCAAUAAGAUAAAAGCUAUGCUCUGCGGUUGAUACUUGGUGAAAACUGACUGGUGGUGAGGGCCAUGUUAUCUUCACUUAAUCGUUUUUGAAAGAACAAGAAGCACCCAAUGCACUUUAUCUAUAUUGAAUAUUCCAGACCUGCUCAAGGUUUUUGUGCUUUAUUGAACACAUCCAAUAUGACUUCCAACAGAAAUGUUUGCUCAAAAUAAGUCGGUGCCAUUCACACGUCAUAUUGGCCUCUGCAAUAUGCCGAGUAAGUGUCUGCAAUUGACUAGAGUGCAACUAAAACUGUUGCAAGCAUACAUUAAUCAAUGUUGCCAACUCUUCUUUUUUUUUUUAUCUGCAGGGUUCCACAUGCAGCUUGUGCUUGCAUUUGUGCCUACAUUUAAGGUGGCAAGUCUUUUGAGGACUGAGAACACACAAGAAAAAAAAAGUUUUUGUAGCUUUUUUACAGACUGGCACUUUACACCACAUAUUUUGUACAACAAGAAUCUUCGGAGUGAAUCGCACACAUGCAUCAACACGAGUGGCACUUCUUACAAACACAUACGUACCAAUUGCUAUGGACUGUUUCUCGGAUAACAUGACGUGAACGUGUCAUCACAUUUUUUAGCAGAUGCUGACAUUUAAGACUCGACUGUAAAUGUGCGUAACAUGAUGCAUAUUUUGAGUUUUUUUUUAUGGAAUGGUUCUUUACACCAAGUAUUUUGUAGAGCAGUGUUGCGUAGGAGGGCAUGUGCCUGUACAUCACUGACAGACUGCUGGAAUAGCAGUUUAUCAUCGCUCUUGAAUACGAGUGUUCAAUUUAAAAAGUGGAUCUCAAUCGUUUUUGCCGACGAUGGUGCGUAUUGUAAAGAAACACUUUAACCGUAGGAAUCCGUAACAGCAUGUUGUGCUGCAGCGAAAAUUGCAUUUGGCAAUUGUGUUGAAAUCAUAACUGCAUUUGUAGGUUUUUGUAUGUGUAUGUGUGUGUUCAUUACCUACUGAUGAGUGGACUAGUGCCAAGCUUUCGUGCAGUGGAAAGGCAGUUCACUAUAAACCUAUGGCUCGUGCUGUAUACAGUUCAAUACACAACUGUAUUAAAUGUCAUGUGUAGUAUUGUUUGUGACCAAUGAAUUGGUGAUCUGUAGAGAUAAAUUGCCUGAACCAUAUAGAUAUUUUGUUGUUGCUGCACCCCAUGGAGAAUAGUACGCUCAUUGCAGAGUCCUGUAUGUUUUGUAAAUAGUGCAUACUUGCCCAAAGAAUAAUAAAACUUGCUACAAAUUUUAGCUCUC
Dermacentor albipictus is the source of this 5622-nucleotide messenger RNA. RefSeq lists its product as uncharacterized. Lineage: Eukaryota; Metazoa; Arthropoda; Arachnida; Ixodida; Ixodidae. The record is from RefSeq and is a predicted model, not a curated record.